GCAGCAGAGGCAACAGGCCGGCCCUGGCUCUGCCUGAGAUGGGGGUGCGGGUGGGCGUGGGGCUCGCGUUCCGCCUGCUGCUGCUGCUGCUGCUGCUGCUGCUGCUGCCCGCGCCCCUUCCCGCCCGCGGCGCCCCGCGCUUCGACCCCACCUGGGAGUCCCUGGACGCCCGGCCGCUGCCCGCCUGGUUCGACCAGGCCAAGUUCGGCGUCUUCAUCCACUGGGGCGUGUUCUCCGUGCCCAGCUUCGGCAGCGAAUGGUUCUGGUGGUAUUGGCAAAAGGAAAAAAGAAAAACAUAUGUGGACUUUAUGAAAAAUAAUUACCCCCCUGAUUUCAAAUAUGAAGAUUUUGGACCACUAUUUACAGCAAAGUUUUUUGAUGCCAACCAGUGGGCAGAUAUUUUUCAGGCUUCUGGUGCCAAAUAUGUUGUCUUAACUUCCAAACAUCAUGAGGGCUUCACUUUGUGGGGCUCCCAGCACUCGUGGAACUGGAAUGCUGUAGAUGAGGGGCCCAAGAGGGACAUCGUCAAGGAACUGGAGGACGCCAUUCGGAGCCGGACUGACCUGCGUUUUGGACUCUACUAUUCCCUUUUUGAGUGGUUUCAUCCACUCUUCCUUGAUGAUAAAUCCAGCUUCUUCCAGAAGCAACAGUUUCCAGUUUCUAAGAUGCAGCCCGAACUCUACGAGUUGGUGAACAAGUACCGGCCGGAGGUCCUGUGGGCAGAUGGCGAUGGAGGAGCACCCAAUUACUACUGGAACAGCACAGGUUUCUUAGCUUGGCUGUACAAUGAAAGCCCAGUUCGGGACACAGUAGUCACCAAUGACCGCUGGGCAGCUGGUAGCAUCUGUAAGCAUGGUGGUUACUAUACCUGCAGUGACCGGUAUAACCCAGGACAUCUUCUGCCACACAAAUGGGAAAACUGCAUGACAAUAGACAAGCUUUCCUGGGGCUAUAGGAGGAAUGCAGGAAUCCAUGACUAUCUUACAAUUGAAGAAUUGGUAAAGCAACUUGUAGAAACAGUUUCAUGUGGAGGAAAUUUUUUGAUGAAUAUUGGGCCAACUAAGGAUGGCACCAUUUCUCCAAUUUUUGAGGAGCGAUUAAGGCAAAUGGGGACCUGGCUAAAAGUCAAUGGAGAAGCCAUUUAUGAAACCAACGCUUGGAGAUUCCAGAAUGAUACUGUCACCCCAGAUGUGUGGUACACAUCAAAACCUAAAGAAAACUUGGUCUAUGCCAUGUUUCUCAAAUGGCCCACAUCAGGACAGCUGUUUCUUGGCCAACCCAAAGCUACUCUGGGAUCAACAGAGACCUGAAAUCAGCUAUUUCUCC
This is a messenger RNA of Pipistrellus kuhlii (Kuhl's pipistrelle), 1326 nucleotides long. RefSeq names its product alpha-L-fucosidase 2 (gene FUCA2). The record is from RefSeq and is a predicted model, not a curated record. NCBI's taxonomy places the organism in Eukaryota, Metazoa, Chordata, Mammalia, Chiroptera, Vespertilionidae. Bases 39 to 1310 code for a protein of 423 amino acids. The transcript is spliced from 7 exons. Gene Ontology annotation, cellular component: lysosome. Gene Ontology annotation, molecular function: alpha-L-fucosidase activity. Gene Ontology annotation, biological process: fucose metabolic process; glycoside catabolic process.